This is a messenger RNA of Gloeophyllum trabeum ATCC 11539, 609 nucleotides long. RefSeq lists its product as uncharacterized. The transcript is spliced from 4 exons. Bases 1 to 609 code for a protein of 202 amino acids. The record is from RefSeq and is a predicted model, not a curated record. NCBI's taxonomy places the organism in Eukaryota, Fungi, Basidiomycota, Agaricomycetes, Gloeophyllales, Gloeophyllaceae.
AUGGUGUGCUCUGCGGUCGGUGGCGGUGUCACGCACGUGGGGAUGUCCAUCAGGCCACACAUAUACCAGCUACCACGCCGCAGCCACAGAGCGCUCCAGCCGCCGCCGCACCUCCUCCGCGCCCACGUUGCGCCCGACGAGCGUGCGGGCGUCCGCGAGGUAGCGGUCGAUGGCGUCCUGGGCAUGGUGUCGUCGGGACGGCGAGGUGGUGCGUCUUUGUGGAACGAUGGCGACGAACGAGGCGUAUAUUCCAAAGUAGUCGUGCUGCAGCCUGUUAUGUAUCUAAAAAGUCUGGAUGCCCGAGCGAAGAUCCGGGCCGUACCUGCCAAGUAUGGCAAGACCAUUUCCCGACUAGGUUAUGUCGGUCUCGUUCAUGCACUGUCCCUACUCCCGGAAUUCGGCCAUACUGACCCUUACAAUAUGUAUCGACCCACCCCUUCCUCCUACGCCGACGCAACCGUGUAUAUGCCCUCCUCCUUGCCUACCCGAGUCUCCCAUCGCCUGGUUUUACUCGGGUUUUCAUUCUGGGUCGUGAUAGUGUUCCGUCUCCUGGCGCGUGUACACUUACACCCUGAGGCCGCGUACGCGAGCUCGCGCUCCGAGUCGUAA